UGACCAGGAUGGUCUCAAUCUCCAGACCUCAUGAUCUGCCCACCUCGGCCUCCCAAAGUGCUGGGAUUAUAGGCAUGAGCCAUAACCCCAAGGUUGAAAGUGUCAGUUAUGACACUAUUUUUUUUCAUAAAUUCUCAAAUAGACGUAUUUCAAUAUGGCACUCAAAAGACGUGUCUUGGAAAUUUCAUUACACCUUUUUGGGAAGACUUAAUUUGUUCUCUUUAACCUCCUAUUUAUUACGGAAGCAUCUAGGCAUUAGCCUUUAUUCCUAGGGCAUUAAUAUCUUUUUCCAGCUUUAUUUUUUAGUAUGCAGAUACAGAGAUGAAGACGUAGAAGUGUUUUGUAGAAGAGCCGUUUACCUGGAAACCUAUAGUGAAAAUGCUUCAUAUGGUGCAUUUUAUUCUUCAUUUUGUCUGGACAUUUGAAGACCAAGAAAGAACAUUAUAAAAUGGGCAGGGAAAUGGUGGCUGUUAAGAUACAGUAUCAGUAGUUUGCUUUGUGGCUUCAAGUUUAUAAUCUUUCAUAAUAGAAUCGUGUAUCCAUUGAACAAUUUCAAAACCUCCAUAGUUGACCCCAAGGCUUCUCGGGUAGGGCGUAUGAAUUUGUUCUUUCUGCAAAUGUGUCCCCCUCCUCUGUAUAGCACUCAAUCUCAUUCCCUUUUUAGUGUCCUGGUGAAGACCUAGUUCUUUCCGGAGACAAUUCCACUUCAGAAGUACUUUACUUAAGAGGACUUGCCAGGCUGGACAAUGCCCGUUGACUUGGGGCAGACGCUAGGCCUGCUGCCAUCACUGGCGAAGGCUGAGGACUCCCAGUUCUCAGAAUCCGAUGCUGCCCUUCAAGAGGAACUCUCCAGCCCUGAGACCGCGCGCCAGCUUUUCAGGCAGUUCCGUUACCAGGUGAUGUCUGGGCCUCACGAGACCUUGAAACAGCUUCGGAAGCUCUGUUUCCAGUGGCUGCAGCCAGAGGUUCACACCAAAGAGCAGAUCCUGGAGAUCCUCAUGUUGGAGCAGUUUCUAACCAUCCUGCCUGGGGAGAUCCAGAUGUGGGUGCGGAAACAGUGUCCAGGAAGUGGAGAAGAGGCAGUGACCCUUGUGGAGAGUUUGAAGGGGGACCCGCAGAGACUGUGGCAAUGGAUCAGUAUCCAGGUUCUAGGACAGGACAUCUUAUCAGAGAAGAUGGAAUCUCCAGGCUGCCAAGUGGGGGAAGUGGAGCCCCAUCUGGAAGUGGUGCCUCAGGAAUUGGGACUUGAGAAUUCAUCACUAGGGCCUGGGGAGCUUCUGAGCCACAUUGUGAAAGAGGAAUCUGACACAGAAGCAGAACUAGCCCUGGCUGCCUCCCAGCCUGCCCGACCAGAGGAAAGGCUGAUCAGAGACCAGGACCUCGGAGCCUCACUGCUCCCAGCAGCACCGCAGGAACAGUGGAGACACCUGGAUUCCACUCAAAAGGAGCAAUACUGGGAUCUCAUGCUGGAGACCUAUGGGAAAAUGGUCUCAGGAGCAGGCAUUUCCCAUUCCAAACCUGACCUGACUAAUUCAAUAGAAUAUGGGGAAGAGCUGGCAGGACUGUACCUUCAUGUCAAUGAGAAGAUCCCAAGACCCACCUGCAUAGGAGACAGACAGGAGAAUGACAAGGAGAACCUAAACUUGGAGAAUCACAGGGACCAGGAGCUCUUGCAUGCUUCCUGUCAAGCCUCAGGAGAGGUUCCUUCUCAGGCUUCCUUGAGGGGCUUCUUCAGUGAGGAUGAGCCAGGAUGCUUUGGAGAAGGAGAGAAUCUCCCUGAGGCUCUGCAGAACAUUCAGGAUGAGGGAACAGGGGAACAGCUCUCUCAUCCAGAAAGGAUUUCUGAGAAACAACUAGGUCAGCAUUUGCCUAAUCCUCAUUCAGGAGAAAUGUCCACCAUGUGGCUUGAGGAGAAGAGAGAGACCUCCCAGAAGGGGCAGCCAAGAGCCCCCAUGGCCCAGAAGCUCCCCACCUGCAGGGAGUGUGGGAAGACGUUUUAUAGGAAUUCUCAGCUUGUUUUUCACCAAAGAACUCACACCGGAGAGACCUACUUUCAGUGCACCAUCUGCAAAAAGGCCUUUCUGCGGAGUUCAGACUUUGUGAAGCAUCAGAGAACUCACACAGGAGAGAAGCCCUGUAAAUGUGAUUACUGUGGGAAAGGCUUUAGUGACUUCUCAGGAUUGCGCCACCACGAGAAAAUCCACACGGGAGAGAAACCCUAUAAAUGUCCCAUCUGUGAGAAAAGUUUCAUUCAGAGAUCAAACUUCAAUAGACACCAGAGGGUUCACACAGGAGAGAAGCCUUAUAAAUGUGCGCACUGUGGGAAGAGUUUCAGCUGGAGGUCGAGCCUUGACAAACAUCAAAGAUCCCACUUAGGAAAGAAGCCCUUUAAGUAGCCGGUAACCAAACCCUCUUUCCCCAUUUCUAUCUCCCAGCCCAUUAAAAAUAUACUCAGCUCCAUCAAGAGGAAUUGUGUCUCUGAGAGGAUACCUGUUCAUCUCCUCUUUUCAUGGAUCGGAGAGGAGAGAAUCUGGACAUGGCUUUGGACUUGGAGGAUGUCUUGGAUUGGAUUUCACAAUGGCUUAAAUUCUUGAUUCUGCCUCAGGAGAAAGAAUAGUCUUCAUGUUUCCACUCAUCCUUCCUUUGGACCCACUGGGGAAAAAGUCUAAACUGGAGAUCCAGUUUUAGAAGUGCUUUCUGGGAAGCAUUUAAUGGGAUUAGCUGUAGUCACUGCUUAUGGGAAGAACCUCAGAUGAGCCCCUUACAAUGGGUUCUAGAGCAGGUCUUCUGUUCAGAAGCGGAGAAGAGAAGCAUAGAGGGCCAGUGAGCUCAUGUGUGUUCUUUGUCAUAGGGGUGGAAAACUCACUUCAAGUGUCCCUUGUUUGAAAUAAACUUAGAGUCACUUUCUAUCUUA
Molecule: messenger RNA, 2914 nt
Organism: Rhinopithecus roxellana (golden snub-nosed monkey)
Lineage: Eukaryota; Metazoa; Chordata; Mammalia; Primates; Cercopithecidae
Gene: ZNF18
Product: zinc finger protein 18
Exons: 6
Coding region: 747-2396 (549 amino acids)
Biological process (GO): regulation of transcription by RNA polymerase II
Molecular function (GO): RNA polymerase II cis-regulatory region sequence-specific DNA binding; DNA-binding transcription factor activity, RNA polymerase II-specific
Source: RefSeq, a predicted model, not a curated record